GGGUCUUUUCUGCUCAUGUCACUACAUAAAACUAUCAGAUGGUUAGAGGAAGGCCAUGAAGGCAUACGCUUAGCGAGUCUUAUCAAGGACGCCAAAUGAAGUCUAUUCAACUCUGCUAGCGGGACAAGCUGACUUACUUUGCCAGAAAGACUUACAGCAGCCGUCAGCCCAUAAAUGUGCAGCGGCUCCUGCGUCGCUCGCCCGCACACCGCAGAGGCGCUCCGACCGGCCGCUUUUACGCACACCGCACCCUGACGUCCGUCCGCUCUGAAACUUUCCCGGGCGGUUGUUUUCAUGAAGAGAAGCGGGCUUUCGACGAGGACUUAAAGGAGAAUACUUUUUUUUUUUUUUUUUUUUGAUUUGCUGAAGACGUCGAGGAUGCCUCGUCCGGGGAGAAACACGUACAGCGACCAGAAGCCACCUUACUCCUACAUCUCCCUCACUGCCAUGGCGAUCCAGAGCUGUCCCGAGAAGAUGCUGCCUCUCAGUGAAAUUUACAAGUUCAUCAUGGAUAGAUUCCCCUACUACAGGGAAAACACUCAGCGGUGGCAGAACUCCCUGCGCCACAACCUGUCCUUUAACGACUGCUUCAUCAAAAUCCCCCGGCGUCCCGACCAGCCAGGUAAGGGCAGCUUCUGGGCUCUGCACCCCAACUGCGGGGACAUGUUUGAGAACGGAAGUUUUCUGAGGCGCCGCAAAAGGUUCAAGGUGCUGGGCGCGUCCGAUCACCUGGCUCCCAGCAAGCAGUCGGACGCUGCGCAUUACCUCCAGCAGCAAGCCAAACUCCGGCUGAGCGCGCUGGCGGCCACCGGCACGCACCUCCCCCAGAUGUCAACCUACAACCUCGGAGUGUCCCAGUCGUCCACUUUCAAGCACCCCUUCGCCAUCGAGAACAUCAUCGCCAGAGAGUACAAGGUCCCGGGGAGCCUGGCGUUCUCCACCAUGCAGUCCAUGUCCGCCGGGUACCCGCUGCACAACCAGCUGACGACCGCCUGGCCGCACAUGUACAACAGCAGCGUGAUCGACACGGCGGCCCCCAUCUCCAUGGCGAGCAGCGACUACAGUGCCUACGGCGUGCCCAUCAAGUCCCUGUGCCACGGCGGACAGUCCCUACCGGCCAUCCCGGUGCCGAUCAAGCCCACCCCGACCUCCAUGCCCGGCUUCUCGGCGCUCCCUCCCCACAUCCCCGCGUUUCUAUCAAACUCUCCGCAGUCCCUGAGCCCGACGUCCCCACAGACAGCGACGAGCCAAAGCAGCCCCGCCACCCCGAGCGAGACUCUGACCAGCCCGUCCACGCUACAGUCCGUGGCCGUGCACUGACCCCCGGCCC
Molecule: messenger RNA, 1330 nt
Organism: Salarias fasciatus (jewelled blenny)
Lineage: Eukaryota; Metazoa; Chordata; Actinopteri; Blenniiformes; Blenniidae
Gene: foxb1a
Product: forkhead box B1a
Exons: 1
Coding region: 379-1320 (313 amino acids)
Biological process (GO): anatomical structure morphogenesis; regulation of transcription by RNA polymerase II; cell differentiation
Molecular function (GO): RNA polymerase II cis-regulatory region sequence-specific DNA binding; DNA-binding transcription factor activity, RNA polymerase II-specific
Source: RefSeq, a predicted model, not a curated record